GCGCCUUUCUCUUUAGUUUCUCAGGUGGCUGAAAGUGCUGCAGUGAGAAGCAGUGACGAUGGGGCGGCUGACAAAAAACAAAGCUUGAAGAAGAUCUUCAUGCAGGAAUCUGACGCCUCAAACUUCUUCAAGAAACGUGGCAAGAGAUCAACAAAAUCCCAGGAUGAAAUCAAUGCUGAGAACAGGCAGAGAUUAUCCGCAGAUGAGCGCAGGAGGGAGUACUACGAGGAGCAGAGGAAUGAGUUUGAGAACUAUGUGGAGGAAGAACAGGAUGAGCAAGAAGAACGCACUCGUGAACAGGUUGAACAGUGGCGCCAGUGGCACUACGACGGACUGUCUCCUUCCUACAUUUAUCAACGUCAAAACAUUUAA
Staurois parvus is the source of this 372-nucleotide messenger RNA. Lineage: Eukaryota; Metazoa; Chordata; Amphibia; Anura; Ranidae. The record is from the annotation of a GenBank genome assembly.